This is a messenger RNA of Heteronotia binoei (common prickly gecko), 871 nucleotides long. RefSeq names its product phosphodiesterase 6H (gene PDE6H). The record is from RefSeq and is a predicted model, not a curated record. Gene Ontology annotation, biological process: visual perception; positive regulation of G protein-coupled receptor signaling pathway; positive regulation of epidermal growth factor receptor signaling pathway. The coding region runs from base 46 to 267 and encodes 73 amino acids. Gene Ontology annotation, cellular component: photoreceptor outer segment membrane. The transcript is spliced from 3 exons. Gene Ontology annotation, molecular function: cGMP binding; 3',5'-cyclic-nucleotide phosphodiesterase activity. NCBI's taxonomy places the organism in Eukaryota, Metazoa, Chordata, Lepidosauria, Squamata, Gekkonidae.
GAUGCUGAUGAAAACACCAUCAAUGCUCCAGCUGCACCACCACCAAUGAUGCGAGCUGGACCCACAACACCGCGCAAGGGCCCCCCCAAGUUCAAGCAAAGGCAAACAAGACAGUUCAAAAGCAAGCCCCCUAAAAAAGGAGUAAAAGGUUUUGGAGAUGAUAUUCCAGGAAUGGAGGGACUUGGAACAGAUAUUACAGUGAUAUGCCCCUGGGAAGCUUUCAGCCAUCUGGAACUUCACGAAUUGGCACAGUUUGGAAUCAUCUAAUCCACUUGAAUUCUUGUCUCCCCUGGAGCUCAGAACAUCAUUUAUCACCUGUGACAUAUUUUCAUCUCUCCAUUUGAAUUUUGAUAUUGUGCAGAACAAUUGGCUUCGUGGGUAUGGGCUAACUCUGAGCAAUUUUCUUCUCAGGUUAACUUUGCAAGAAAUUAGGAAAGAAUGCUAAAGGUUCAGCUUGGUUCAUCAUCUUGAAAAAUUCCAACAUUUGCCUGGAAAAUACCCCGUGCUUUCUUCUCCCUAAAAUUCUCCAUAUUUGCAGUCUCCCACUAUCGUCCUGAAUCCCUUUGUACAUAAAGCCCUAAUAAGUACAGCUCUAAUUGCCUAUUGUGCCAGGAAGACUCAGGAGCAAGCUAAAUUCCAUGGAAAGUAAUAGAAAGGAAGGGAACACUGAACAGUCAUAUUCUUAACCAAGGUUUGUCAGUGUAGCUAUUAAGUGUCUGUUGCUCUAAUACAAAUAUACAUGAAAGCAUUACACUUUAAUUUAUCUCUUCUUACAUCUUUCCGUAAAAGCUCUCCUCAGCAGGUAAGAAACUAUUUGCAAGAAGCUACCUUAUCUUAUGAAGGUGGAAGUAGUAAAGAGUGCACUUCAUAC